GAUAAAGGAAAGAGAGUUAGAGAAAGAAAAGUUACUUUAUAAGAACGACAGUUACUGAUAUUAGCUGAAAGAAGAAGUGGAGAGAGAGAGAGAGAGAGAGAGAGAGCAAGAGAAGAGGAGGAGAAAGAGAGUGAGCGAGUGGUCAGAAAGGGGAAGUGUGCCUGUUGGGUGGAGAGCAGCAGUGGUCAAUGAGAGCGUGUGAGGGUCAGUAAUGCAGUAAUGGAGCGGGACAGAAUCACUGCCCUGAAGAGGUCGUUCGAGGUGGAGGACGUGGACUCCUCUUCACACUCUUCCUCUCCCCAUAUCCGCCGCACACCCUCUAAUGCUCAGCAGCGCAGCGCCAUCUCCCCAUCCACCAGCCGGCACUAUGAGCUUGGCUCCAAUGGCACCAAGCCCUUCGAUAUCUCCAAACCCAAAGCACGGACCCCUGAACCUGUGUCACGGCGUUCCGAGCUCUCCAUAGACAUCUCGUCUAACAACAACGGCAAAGCCAUCGAUGGAUCACCCAGCGCUGGAAUCGCCCGUUUUGGCCUGAAGAGGCCCGAGGCUUUGGGCCACAGCAAGACGCCAGAGACGCAGAAACACUCAGUCACAUUCAGUAAGACGCUGGAGACCAUCGCCCCGAUCUCCCGGACACCAUCCGCCGUGGUGCCGCACGCCAGCUCCAAACUCCCUGAGACUACAUUCAGGAGGAACGAGCCACCCAGCCCAGGGGACGGGUCGCGUCGGCCCGAAAUCAGUGUCACCAAGCCAACUGAGAGUAAAGGUCAGGAGAAUCAUCAUCAUACUCCAAUCACAACGAGGUGUGCCUCACCAAAUCACGCCGGACGGAAGUCACCCAGCACUGACGGACACAGGUCAGAGGUCAUCACCAGUUUCUACGGUAACAUGGCAGACGCAGCAAAGGCAGCGCAGCCUCAACCAGCGAAGCCCGAGAAGGGGGCGGAGUUUGGCUAUGUGGGCAUCGAUGCCAUCCUGGAGCAGAUGAGGAGGAAGGCCAUGAAGCAGGGCUUCGAGCUCAACAUCAUGGUAGUGGGUCAGAGCGGUUUGGGAAAAUCUACUCUGAUCAACACACUGUUUAAGUCUAAAGUGAGCCGCAGGUCAGUGAUGUCCAGUGACGAGGAGAGGAUCCCCCAAACCAUCGAGAUCAAAUCUAUCAGCCAUGAUAUCGAAGAGAAAGGAGUAAGAAUGAAGUUAACAGUGAUCGACACGCCAGGAUUUGGAGACCAGAUCAACAACGAGAACUGCUGGCAGCCCAUAAUGAAGUUCAUUAAUGAACAGUAUGAAGAGUACCUGCAGGAGGAGAUCAACAUCAGCCGGAAGAAGAGAAUCCCAGACACACGCGUCCACUGCUGCAUUUACUUCGUACCACCUACAGGACACUGUCUGCGGCCGAUUGACAUCGAGUUCAUGAGGCAUCUGAGUAAAGUGGUCAACAUCGUCCCCGUCAUCGCUAAGGCAGACACGCUGACGCUGGAGGAGAGAGAUUUCUUCAAAAAAAAGAUAAGGGAGGACUUGCGAGCCAAUGAGAUUGAAGUUUACCCUCAGAAGGAGUUUGAUGAGGAUGCGGAGGACAGGAUGAUCAAUGACAAAAUCAGGGACAUGAUUCCUUUUGCUGUAGUGGGCAGUGAUCAGGAGUACCAGGUGAACGGGAAGAGGCUGCUGGGGAGGAAAACACGAUGGGGCACAGUGGAAGUUGAAAACACUGCGCACUGUGAGUUUGCCUACUUGAGGGAUCUGCUGAUCAGGACCCACAUGCAGAACCUAAAGGACAUCACCAGCAGUAUUCAUUAUGAGGUUUACCGCGUGCGCAGACUCAACGAAAACAACACGCACUCCAACGGUCAGCCGAAUGGCCACUCCAACGGAGUCCCCGCCCACGAAGUCCUCUCACAUGAGAUGUAGACGUCCAUCCAUUCUUCUGUUCCUCCUGCCAUCCGUCUAUAAAUCCAUGUUUUUAUCAAAGAGGAUGUCUUUUGUUUUACAUUGUAAAAGUCGAUAUUGUCUGAGUGGUUUAAACAGAUUUUAUCUGGUUGCCCACCGAAUGGCUGUGUGAACCACACUCACUCUGCUCUCUUACUCUUUUUGUUUGAGAGAGCCUCUUUAUUGACCUCUUCAGGCUCUGCCCACAAACGCGUUCUUUCGUGACUGUUGUUGACCAAGUUCUAGAGAAUGCUGGACAAAAUCCUAUUCAGUCUAUUGAGAAACUGUAGAGCAGACUCAGUUUAUAUUACAGUACCUACUCAUAUCAAACCAACACAGUGUUUGUGUAGAGUCGUUACAUGACGUUGAGUUUGAAAUGCUACAUAAUCGAGCUGGACUGUUGCAGCCAAUCAAAAAUAAGAAACCGUGGCCGUGGCCUUGUUCAUUCACUGUGCUAACAUUAGCUAGAUUAUAUAACUAGGCUGCAUCCAAGUCUGAACUUUCUCAGUAUGUUGAAUGGGAUUUUCAACAUUGCUCUGUAAAGUUUGUCCAGCCUCACUACGACAGAACGCUUAUGUUUAGCUGCUCCCAAAGCACCGUUCAAAAGCCCAGAUACUCGGCACACAUGAUCAGCCACGCUUAGACUGAUCAGAGCUGCCUGCAAUAUGUGGUGGUAAAGGUGUUUCUAUGUUUGGAACAGUGUGGUUUGUUCUGUAAUUCUGUAAUUAGUGUUUUGUUUGUCUUCAUUUUAGCACUGUGCUUGCUGCCAAAAUCCUAAUUUUUCAUAAAGUUAAUUGGUGAAUUGAUAUCA
Messenger RNA from Pygocentrus nattereri (red-bellied piranha), 2734 nucleotides. RefSeq names its product septin 9b (gene septin9b). The transcript is spliced from 12 exons. Gene Ontology annotation, biological process: cytoskeleton-dependent cytokinesis. Lineage: Eukaryota; Metazoa; Chordata; Actinopteri; Characiformes; Serrasalmidae. The record is from RefSeq and is a predicted model, not a curated record. Gene Ontology annotation, cellular component: cell division site; microtubule cytoskeleton; septin complex. Gene Ontology annotation, molecular function: GTP binding; molecular adaptor activity; GTPase activity. The coding region runs from base 220 to 1905 and encodes 561 amino acids.